Molecule: messenger RNA, 1688 nt
Organism: Paramecium octaurelia
Lineage: Eukaryota; Ciliophora; Oligohymenophorea; Peniculida; Parameciidae
Source: the annotation of a GenBank genome assembly
AUGCUCAAUAACAGUUUAGGUAAAUAAGAAACAUUUAAGGAAAUGAAUUUAAUUUUUUUGUUUAAAUAAAUUCUUUGCUCUCAAAUUUCUGAAAAUGAAAAUUCAGUUAUUUCGAGAACCAAUUAAGGAGAUUUAUUUCUAAUUAAUUUAAAGUUACUGAAAUUUCUCAUUAUUGAGUAUUUUAAAUUAUUGAAUUUUUUAUAAAUGCUCAUUUUGAUUAUAUUUUGCCUAUUGGAUGCAUGUUUAAGUUAAAAAAGAGAUUAAAAAUACUUUGAAGUGAUGGGAUUACAAAAUUUUGACUUUAAAGACAUUAUCCCUCAGAAUCUUUCUGAUAAAUAAAAACUUACGCUUUCCCUUACUUAUAAAGAUGGAGAAGUUCCAAUUUUAAUUAUUUGUGAGGAUUAGCCACAAAAUAAUACAUUGACUAAUUACGAGACCAUUUAAGAGUAUUGUUAUUACUAUUUUAGUUAUAAUUGUAUAAGUGAUACAAAUGCUUAUGAAUAAAAGUCUGAAAUAUAAUCAAUUUCUUUAACAAAGAAUGUAAAAUCCUUAGCAUUUUAAAAACAUUUUAAUAUUUAUUAAAUUGAAAAUUAGAACAUGUUUGUCGGAGCAUACUCAAAAUCCUAAUCAACGUAUUUAAUGUCUGCUAUAAUAUAAUAAUUAUAUAAUUGUGGAAAGUAUUUAUAAUAAUUAAAUUAGAGAUUGUAAAAAUGGAGGAAGUUGUUUUUAUGGAAUAUGUGAAUGCGUAGAAGGAACCUUUGGCGAUGAUUGUAGUAUAACAGCUAUAGACAUUAAUGAUUAAGUGAAAUUGUCACCAGAUAAAUUAUAUUAUUUAAGCUUGUCAUCAAUAGGAACAACAUUCUAAAGAAUUUUAUCAAAUCAGAUACCUUUAAAACAAAAAUGUUAUGCAGAAAAGCCUUUUAUAGAAGAAGGCUCCCUAUUGAUAACUAAUCUACUUUAAUUAAACUAUGAUUAAAUUUAUAAUUGUCGAAAUCUAACUAAAGCCUUAUAAAAUGAAGUUAAAAUCAAAUAAGAUGCUUACUUCACUUUUAAAAUCUAUAGCCAAUAUGAUGUGAACAUACUUAUAAACAAUAACUAGGAUGAUGGAUUAUAAAAUAUAAUGAUGAUGAUAUUUAUUCCACUUAGCGUGAUAUUCUUUCUGCUCUUUGUUUGUUGUUGUGUGAAAAUUUACAGAAAAAAACUAGAAUUGCAUUAAAUUAAUAAAAAGAUAGACAAAGAUGCUGAAACCAGCUUUUUAAAUAUAUAUCUUCCAACUCUUAAAUACUCUUAAGCUAAGGAUAUAUUGUAAGAGGAUAUUAAUGAAUAAGAGUCAUACUGUUCAAUAUGUUUAGAAAUAUUCACUUUAGAGAAUGAUGUUAAGAUGGCUUAUUGCAAACAUAUAUAUCAUUCUCAAUGUUUGUAAUUGUGGAUGAAGAAAAUCAAAGUAUCAUUUGAUCAAUAUUUAGAUAUGUCCAUUGUGUAGAGCACCUUUAGAUGAGAAAACUCUGGCUUCAAUGAUUCCUCUUAAAUCUUAAACAUUAAUAGAUUAAAUCUCUAGUAAAUCAUAAUUAGGUAACAAUAAAUAGAAUAUAAUAUCUUUAAAUUCAUUAUCUCGUCUAAAUGGACCCAAUACUUAAAAUGCAUUUUAACAUUUAAAUUAUCAAAGAAGUUUGGUGUUGGUAGAAUGA